GCUAAACCCUGAGACCUACUGACGCCACCGGGGCUUUAUGAAUGAACCAGAAGGAGGAAAUACUCCGUUUUCUUACUUUUACUUGGUGUAACUUUGCACUGCACUCCAAAGCGACUUUUAUUUCGCAGCUCAGGGAGGCACUGCGAUGCCCUCUGACUUCAUUUCGCUUUUCGGCUCGGAUAUCGACCUCCGUUCCCCCAAGUCUCUGUACUCUAAAGAGUCAGUGUAUGAUCUUCUUCCCAAAGAGUUGCGGUUGCCCCACUGUACUGACCAGAACAGCACAGCGAUGAGUCAGAAGAGUGGAGGAGGGAUGGGAUCUCCACCACCAGCAGCACUAGCUUCAGAUUCCUCCUCCGUCAUCUCUCCUAUGACCAUGAGAAGUCCCAGCAGUGCUUUUCCAACCUCUUCCAGCUUCGCCGUGCACUCCUCAGCCACAGAGCAUGAUGGCAGCACUCCAGAAGAUGCGGGUAGCCACAGGAAGUCAGAGAUGCUCUCCACUGAAGGCAAACCACCCAAAGGAUCCGAAGAAAAAGGUGGAGAAGGCUCUCAGCAACAACACCACCACCAGAUGACGCCCCCCAAAUAUCCAGUCUUAAACAUCUCGCCCCCACCAGAAGACCUGUUUGAUGACAGUCACGUGUCAGGAUGCCAGGAAGAGUCUCUCCACGGAGACUCGGAGCAGAGCAACAGCAUUUGGAUGGAAAACUCACUUUCCAACUUCAGUAUUAUGAGUUCUAGUUCCUACAAUGACAAUACUGAGGUUCCACGUAAGGCUCGAAAGCGCACCCCACGCCAGCGUCCAGGAGCAAAGCCCAAGCUUGCUGACGGUGCCAGCAUUGAUGUGUUUGAUGCCGACAGUGCCAAAGGCCCACACUUUGUGCUCUCCCAACUUAGCCCAGAAAACAAGGCAAGCUGCAAAGUAAGUUCGGAUGGAAACCAGACAUCUGUACAGAAAGGUGGAAUACUCUCUGGCCAGUACCCGCAGAAGGGUGAAGGAAAGGAGCUGAAGAUCCUGGUUCAGCCUGAGAGCCAGCACAGAGCCCGUUACCUGACCGAGGGCAGUCGGGGUUCUGUAAAAGACCACACCCAACAAGGCUUCCCUACUGUCAAGCUUGAGGGAAUUAAGGAGCCAGUGGUCCUGCAGGUGUUUGUGGGUAAUGACACUGGACGUGUGAAGCCUCACGGGUUCUACCAGGCCUGCAGAGUGACCGGUCGAAACACCACUGCCUGUAGAGAAGUGGACAUCCAGGGCACCACUGUCAUUGAAGUGCCACUGGACCCAAGCAAUAGCAUGACUCUUGCUGUGGACUGUGUGGGAAUUCUGAAGCUUCGGAAUGCAGAUGUGGAGGCUCGUAUCGGGGUGGCCGGAUCGAAAAAGAAAAGCACCCGUGCCAGGUUGGUGUUCCGGGUAAACAUCACCAGACCUGAUGGUUCAAUACUCACACUACAGACACCAUCUUCUCCCAUACUAUGCACCCAGCCUGCAGGAAUUCCUGAAAUUCUGAAGAAGAGUCUGCACAGCUGCUCAGUACAAGGCGGAGAGGAACUGUUCAUUAUUGGAAAGAACUUUCUCAAGGGAACCAAAGUCAUAUUUCAGGAGAAUGUCUCAGAUGAAAAAUCUUGGAAAGCUGAAGCUGAGAUUGACAUGGAGCUUUUCCAUCAGAAUCAUCUUAUUGUUACAGUUCCUCCAUACAAAAAUCUAGUCAUUACCUCCCCGGUUCCUGUCGGGAUCUAUGUGCUGACUAAUGCUGGACGUUGCCAUGAUGUGCAACCAUUUACGUACACUCCAGAGCCAGUUGCGGAUGUGAAAAAAGAGGCCGUCCUUUCAGUCAAGCCUUGUACUUUUGAGCAAAAAGUAAUUGACAGUGCCUUGGUAGUACCAGUCUUGCCUUUUGUCAAAACAGAAGAGGUUACUCCUAUGGAGGUUUCCAGUAACUCAGCAACUUUUAAGUCCUGUGAUCAUGUAAACCAGACCCAACAGACUUCUGUGGCCUGUCGACCACGAGAGCAAGAACAGUCUCAGAGUUCUGUUUUCCCUAACAAAGAAACAUUAAACCCUAAUCAGAAACCAGAAAGUUCAUCCAACACCUCCUUCCAGCAGUUCCUUCUAAAUACUGACAGUCUGGCACAGGAAAGGUCUGGAAGCACUUCUGGUACAAUAGUGGGAAUUUCCCAGAUGGAUGAUAGUCCACAGCACCAACUCUCUCUCCUACCUCCUGAUGAGGUGGCACAGCUUGAGCAGGCAGUGCGGCAACUUCAGGCUAAGGGCUUCUGCAACAUUCAGCUUCAUUCAGAGGAUUCACUGGCAAAGAGGCGGCAGCACCAGCUUCAGCAAAAUCAAGUUCAGCAGCAGCAGAUGCAGCAACAACACAAAAUCCAGCAGCACCAGAUUCAGCAACAGCAGCAGACACAGCAACAACAGAUCCAGCAGCACCAGAUUCAGCAACAGCAGCAGACAGAGCAACAGCAGAUACAGCAGCACCAGAUUCAGCAACAACAGCAGACACAGCAACAGCAGAUCCAGCAGCACCAGAUUCAGCAACAGCAGCAGACACAGCAACAGCAGAUACAGCAGCACCAGAUUCAGCAACAGCAGCAGACACAGCAACAGCAGAUACAGCAGCACCAGAUUCAGCAACAACAGCAGACACAGCAACAGCAGAUCCAGCAGCACCAGAUUCAGCAACAGCAGCUGCAACAACAGCAGACACAGCAACAGCAGAUGCAGCAGCACCAGAUUCAGCAACAGCAGCAGACACAGCAACAGCAGAUGCAACAGCACCAGAUUCAGCAACAGCAGCUACAACAGCAGCAGACACAGCAACAGCAGAUCCAGCAGCACCAGAUUCAGCAACAGCAGCAGACACAGCAACAGCAGAUCCAGCAGCACCAGAUUCAGCAACAACAGCUGCAGCAGCAGCUGCAACAGCAGCAACAACAUAUUCAGGAGCAGCAACAGAUGCAGCAACAGCAAAUGCAGCAGCAGCAACAGAUCCAGCAGCAGCAACAAGUUCUGGAAAACCUUCAACAUCAGCUUUUUCAUCCCCAGGUUCAAAUGCACUGCAGUUCAGAGCAGCAGGGAACCACACAAAGUAUUGUGGAAAACAGUGGUGCACUCUUUCAGCAACAGUCUUCACAGCAACAACAGCAGCAACAGGCUGCUAUGUUCCAACAAGCAAAAGAUCUUAUUUCCAUUCAAGCUGGGUUCCUUCAGCAAACAUCCACUCAUACUUCUUCCCCCAUGUUCCACGCCUCCAAUUCUUUGGCUGAGGCCCAAACCCCUCAGGAGACACAUUUCCACACACAGAAUACCUCACCCACCCAGGAGCAUGUUCAGGCCUCUCUUUUCCAGAAUCCAGUAAAUGUUCUGGAUGGGUCUAACCUGACCACAGAAUCUCAACAUUCUGCACCCAAUAUGUUUCUUCCUCAGAAUACCUUACCUGGCCAAUUUGCAGCAAAUAACAACCAGUCACAGCAGCUAGCUUUCCUUACCUCUAUGCAGAAAUCUGCCCUGGAGCCACAAUCUGUGUUCCAAGCCUCAACGCAACUUCCUCCCAUUCAGCAGGGCUCACCCAUGGAACAGCAGUCAACACACCAGGCCUCACAAUCCCAACCAGGCUCUCUCUUUCAGGGUAUCUCCCAGUCGCCAAUUACCAACCUUCCUGCUAACCAGCACCAGUCUGGGUUGGUCUUUAACUCUAUGGGCUCAGGAAUGGCACCAGAACAGCCUUCUAGCCUGUUGUUCAGUGGUCAGCCUCAAAUUCCUUCUUUGAACAGCAGUAGCCUAAUUUCGCCAGAGCCUCAAAACCCAUCAGUCUCCUUCUCUCAAAACAACAUGAUCACAAUCAGGCCAGAAGAACCUUCUGAACCCAUGUCAUUCCAGGAUCACAGCUCUGCUGUGAAUAAUCAGGCUGCAAGUAAGCAAGCCCUCUUCCAGGAACAACAACCCAUGCAACUUGCACCAAGUUCAGGCCCUGGCUCCCAGCCUUCUGUAAACCUCUUCAUAGCCCAGCCAGACAUGUCUAGGAGCAUUGUCCCACAAGAGGUUCUCUUUGUUGCUCAGAAUAAUGUGGCUGGACUACAGACCACCACCUCCUCACCGGUUCAACAACCUGGAUCCCUGUUUCAGACAACGAUAACUGGAGGCCUCAACCAGCCCAGCCAAAACCAUCAGCCAAACAUUUUCCUGUAUGAAAUCCAAAACGAAUGCAGUCAGCUGAUGAAUUCUGAAGGAAACACACUUUCUGACCAAAUCAUUGCUAUAAGCCAGUCUGGUCAGAAUCAGAGGGAAAGUGAUGGGCAGAUGCAUUCCUUACUCAACCCAUCCAUGACAGAAUCUGGAAAUGUACAGAAUGCGCUUACCACCUCUCAGAACAUGGAGAAGAUAGAUGACCUUCUAGUAAGCCUUCAAGAGCAAGGCAGCACUGUCUCACAUUCCUACUAGGACCAUAUAGAGCCUAAAGGAUAUGGAAAGAAGGCCAAAGUCAUUACAAUCAGUGGACAAAUUGUGUGUGAAUUAAUGUGCAGUGUCUAUCAUUGCUAUAAACACCACCUGGAGAAAGUAAAAAGAUAUAAAGGCUCAAAGAAUUACAAUAGUCAGGCCUUAGAGGGGCAGGCUGACUACAUACACACGAAUAUUUGAAGCUCUCCUGGCAUCAAGGACACCAUGCUGCAUAUUUUUGUAGUGGUAUUUGUAAAUGAAAAAUAUUAUAUAUGUAUUUUCUGUUCCUAAUGGAGACACAUUCUUUAGGAUUUUUUGAAGCUGUAUCAGACAGUACAUAUGGGUUUGGGUUUUGUGUGUGGGUUUUGUGUGUUAUUGUGUGUCAUGUUAUGUGCGGUCCCCAACCUUUUUUGCACCACAGGCUGGUUUCAUAUAAGAUAUAAUUUCACGGACUGGCGGGGAGGGUGGGUUUAAAGUAGAAUAACUAUAGAAUGGAAAAUCAGUGUGAAUCCUGAGCCUUUUUUGCUGCAACGAGAUGCUGCUCCCACCUAGUGGUGAUUGGAGACAAUAACACCCAAAGAGUACUGAAAAUUCGAUUGCUCUUGUAGCGAUCUCUAAUUAUUUAUUGUUUCUGUGCAUCCCAGUAAUAAAUGACCCACGGAGCGGUAUCGGUCCACAGCCCGGUGGUUAAAGACCACUGCUGUAGAGAAUAUGUUAACUAAUUUUUGGUUGUAAAAUCAACAAAACAUGGAAUUUGACCUUGGAGAUUCCUAAAUGAAAAUACUUGCUAAUAUUUUGACAUUUUGUCCUAAAAGCAUUUAAAUUAUUUAGCAUUGUGUUUGUUUAUUGUCACUAUAAAAUGAUUGGUAUGUUAUAUGGUGUAUGUAUAAAAUUUCCUGAAAUGUUACACCAAUUUUUGUUUCUAGGACAAAAAGAGUAUAUAGAAAUUGCGAUAUUGGAGAACACUAAUAAUAUAUGUUUCUAGAUGAUUCUAUGUGCUGUAUUUUACUGUUUAAUAGCGUCUGGCACGCUGGUAUUGGGCAGUUAGACUUUACAAUCUAAGAUAUUUUCUAGUCAUGCUUUCUGUAAUAAUCUUUGUCAUUAUUAUGGAUUUAAUGUUCUUGUAAUAACAUUGACAGUAAAAAUAUAAAUAGCAGAAUAUUACCAUUAGCAGAGGAUCAGUCAGAAGCCUCAUCUAAAGGGGCAAUACAGCACCAGCUUUUACACUACGUACAGUUGGCCAGUUUUAUGGCUGACAUAGGAUCACAAUGGUAGGAAAGGCUGCUGUCUUACAAAAGGAAGAAUAUAAUUAAGUUAGCAACAUUGUGCUCAAAUUCAAUGCCAGGCUUGUUGUAAAGCUGCCAAUCAUUUUUCUUUAAUGGUAGGUAAUGUGUGUCUGACCUCUGGGAGUCAGCUGAUAGAAUGUUCUUUGUAGUAUUUGUUUAGUUGCAUAGACUGCAGCAAUAGCUCAUUAGAGCUUCUACUGCCAAUAUACUGUAUUUUCUUUUCUGGAGACAACUUCACAUUGUUGACUAGUUUUAAAUAGCAACUAUUUUGACCUCUAUGUAGGUGAAGGACUGAUCUUUUAGAUCUGUAAAGGAGCACCCUGAUAGGGCAAAAGCUAUGAACUAUGAACUUGAAAUGAAGACAGCUGUCUGUGAUGGGUCUUUAUCUCUAUACAGUGUAAACUGUCAUUUAUUUUUUCUGUCAUUAAAUAUUUAUGUGAAUAUUUAA
This is a messenger RNA of Trichomycterus rosablanca, 6175 nucleotides long. RefSeq names its product nuclear factor of activated T cells 5b (gene nfat5b). The transcript has 14 exons. The coding region runs from base 146 to 4444 and encodes 1432 amino acids. Gene Ontology annotation, cellular component: transcription regulator complex. Gene Ontology annotation, biological process: calcineurin-NFAT signaling cascade; cytokine production; regulation of transcription by RNA polymerase II. The record is from RefSeq and is a predicted model, not a curated record. NCBI's taxonomy places the organism in Eukaryota, Metazoa, Chordata, Actinopteri, Siluriformes, Trichomycteridae. Gene Ontology annotation, molecular function: RNA polymerase II cis-regulatory region sequence-specific DNA binding; DNA-binding transcription factor activity, RNA polymerase II-specific; transcription factor binding.